This is a messenger RNA of Hemiscyllium ocellatum (epaulette shark), 707 nucleotides long. RefSeq names its product nucleoredoxin like 2 (gene nxnl2). The coding region runs from base 57 to 530 and encodes 157 amino acids. The transcript is spliced from 2 exons. Lineage: Eukaryota; Metazoa; Chordata; Chondrichthyes; Orectolobiformes; Hemiscylliidae. Gene Ontology annotation, biological process: photoreceptor cell maintenance; sensory perception. The record is from RefSeq and is a predicted model, not a curated record.
GCGGUUGGAUCAACUGCGGUGGCUGUUUGCAUUUAAUAUUUUGUCGGCGGGGAGGGAUGGUGGAGGUGUUCGUGGGUCAUACGUUGGUGAAUAAAGACGGGGAGGAGGUGGAUCCGGAGGAGGCCUUGAAAAAUAAAGUUGUGGGUAUCUAUUUUUCGGGGGGCUGGUGUCCACCAUGUCGUGAUUUCACACCGCUGCUGUGUGAGUUUUACACCGAGCUAGUCCAGGAGAGCGAGCCCGCGGCGCAGUUCGAGAUUGUCUUUGUGUCUUCAGACAAGAGCGAAGAUGACAUGGUGAGCUACAUGGGAGCGAUGCACGGAGACUGGCUGGCACUGCCCUGGCAUGAUAUGUACAAACUAGAAUUGAAGAAGAAAUACUGCAUAACAGCUAUUCCAAAACUGGUGAUUGUAAAACAGAAUGGGGAUGUCAUCACUGACAAAGGUCGUAAACAGAUACGAGAUCAUGGCAUGGCAUGCUUCAGGAACUGGAUCGAGGUGGCAGAAAUUUUCCAAAACUUUUCAGUUGAUUGAAAGCUGACAUGAAAUAGUUUAUAGUGAAUACUAGUGACAUUUGAAUGUAAUUUUUAAUGUUGAAGCAUAGUUUUGAAACAAAGGGAAACAUUAGCUUUCCAUGUAUAUUCUUAUUUAAAAUAAAGGUCUGUAACCAAAUCUAACAAACUAUGCAAUUGUAAUCAUUUUGCAGUCUGU